This is a messenger RNA of Punctularia strigosozonata HHB-11173 SS5, 1266 nucleotides long. RefSeq lists its product as uncharacterized. The coding region runs from base 1 to 1266 and encodes 421 amino acids. Gene Ontology annotation, biological process: pectin catabolic process. The record is from RefSeq and is a predicted model, not a curated record. Gene Ontology annotation, molecular function: polygalacturonase activity. NCBI's taxonomy places the organism in Eukaryota, Fungi, Basidiomycota, Agaricomycetes, Corticiales, Punctulariaceae. The transcript has 9 exons. Gene Ontology annotation, cellular component: extracellular region.
AUGCUCCCAUUCCUCCUAGCAUCAUUGACUGUCCUUCCGACUGCUUUUGCGGCAGCCGGCUCCCCUGUAUCCUCAACAGAUAUACAGGGUAUUGUGUGCGGCAUCCAAACCUACGGGAAAGCGGCCAAUUGGCCUCAGUCCGACUUGAACACUGUCCAGGAUACGCUGGCGCUGACCAUCGAUGACUUUGUCCCACAGCCACCUACGCCAACCUCCACUUCAUCCAGUGCAUCAUGCACCGUCACGGCGUACGCCGACGUAGCGACCGCCAUCAAGACGUGCACCGACAUCCACCUGCGCGACAUCACCGUCCCCGCUAAAAGCACACUCGAUCUUUCCAAAGCCAAAGCAAACUCUGUCAUCACUUUCGAGGGUCGUACCACUUGGGGCUAUGCUGCCUCAGACUGGGAUAUGCUGAAGCUUGGCGGAACAAAUAUCACCGUUCAAGGUGCACCGUGCUCCGUGAUCGAUGGCAAUGGCGCUGCCUGGUGGGAUGGUCAAGGAAGCAAUGGCGGCGUCGAUAAACCAGACCAUAUGAUAGUGGCUAGCAAGUUGCUCGGGAACUCCGUCAUCAAGAAUCUAUAUGUCCUGAACGCUCCGACGCACGUCUUCGACAUCACUGGCGCCUUUGGUCUAUGGGUGAAAGGUGUUGUCAUCGAUAUGAAGGACGGAUACAGCGUCCUAUCCAACGGACUCCAGGCAGGUCACAAUACGGAUGGGUUCGAUAUCUCCAGCUCGACCGAUAUGCUUGUCACGAACAAUGUCGUGUUUAAUCAGGAUGACUGUGUCGCGGUUACCUCAGGCGGUGGCAUCGUGACGACGAACAUGUUCUGCAACGGCGGGCACGGCUUAUCGAUUGGCUCCAUUGGUGGCAAGUCCAACAACACGGUAAACGGCGUGAUCUUCAGCAACAGCAAGAUUCUGAACAGCCAAAACGGCGCACGCAUCAAAACCAACUCGGGGACCACUGGAACCAUCAAUAACGUCACCUACUCCAACAUCCAGAUCUCCAACAUAUCGAUUUACGGCAUCGACAUCCAACAGGACUACCUGAACGGCGGUCCGACGGGCGUUCCGACGAACGGCGUGACAAUCACAGAUAUCUUUAUGAGCGACAUCACCGGCACCGUUCAAUCCGCCGGCGAGAACUACUACCUGCUUACGGCCAGCGACACGAGUGCCUCAAGCUGGAAGUUCUCGAAUCUCGCGGUAACUGGAGGACAUAACAGCACAUGCCUCGUCAAACCGUCCGGUUUCUCUUGCUAG